Bactrocera latifrons is the source of this 1986-nucleotide messenger RNA. RefSeq names its product proton-coupled folate transporter-like. Gene Ontology annotation, cellular component: membrane. NCBI's taxonomy places the organism in Eukaryota, Metazoa, Arthropoda, Insecta, Diptera, Tephritidae. The transcript has 9 exons. The record is from RefSeq and is a predicted model, not a curated record. Bases 177 to 1826 code for a protein of 549 amino acids. Gene Ontology annotation, molecular function: transmembrane transporter activity. Gene Ontology annotation, biological process: transmembrane transport.
AGCAGUCUUUGCAUGGACUAUCCGACAAAAACAGCGUAAACAAACGGUUUUUCACCACGCACUUACACAAAUGCAUAUCAGUACAAAUAUAAAUUACAGUUAGCCAACCGCUGCAACGCACAUAAUCAAAGGUACAUUGUUUAGUUUUGAGCGCUCUAGUGAAUUUCGUGGGCGAAAUGGAUACGGAACCAAAUGAUUUGAGUACCCUGCUAGCGAAGAACCAGCGUUCGCGAAAAUACACGAGAGAUAGUAGUAUCGGUAGUGCCGAACUUCCGUGUGAUUUGAUAUCCGAUGCGUCCGUAUCAUCGUUAUCUGAACAUGCCAAUCUGCAUGGAUCUGUUGAAACUGUGACAUCGAUCACAUCCAGCGAACUGGAUGAGUUCAAUUGGAGACGCUUACGUUUCUACUUGGUCGAACCGAUGGUGUUCAUACUCUUGUUUGCCUACAAUUUAUCAGAAACCAUCGUGAAGAAUCAGAUAAUUUAUCAAACAUGCACGUCUAUAUUCUUUUUCAAUGAGAGCGAUUGUGGACAAUUGGGUACUAAAAACGCUAGUGAGCAUGUCAAGCAAAUAGAGACUACGAUUCAGCCGUAUGCAGCGCGUAUAUUUAUGACAUCCUCACUCAUUGAGAGCUUUGUGCCAGCAUUUUGUGGUGUAUUUAUCGGCGCUUGGUCGGAUCGUUUCGGACGCAAGCCAUUGCUGAUCACAGCCUACAGUGGAUACGCUCUCUAUUAUGCGAUUGCAGCGAUAAUUGCGCAGUUAUCCACAAACAGUCUAGUCAGCCCGUGGUAUUACUUAUUGGCGGUAUUGCCACUUUCGCUGAUCGGUGGCAGUGUCACAUACUCGGUGGCCACUUUUUGCUACAUCUCAGAUGUGUCCAGUGCACAAGAGCGUCCAUAUCGCAUGGCCACAUAUGAGGUAGCAUUGAUUGGUGGACUUAUGGCUGGUUCCUUUAUAUCGGGUUAUCUUUAUGAGGCUACCAAUGCGACGUACGUUUUUCUAACAUCAUGUUGUAGCAUUUUUGUUGCCAACUGCAUUAUACUCUUCUUCAUACCGGAAAGCUUAAAUAGGCGUCGUUUUCAAUUUGUCUAUAAUACUGUUAGCGAAGAGGAGGAACGGGUUCGUCAAUUAAAUGCUUCCGCGGAUGAAAUCGGCGAAGUUCGAAAACUAUUCGAUUUAGCAGCGGUUAAGGAAAUGUGGCAGACCUGUUUUAGACCGCGUGAAUUUAACGAUCGCGCGAUCAUUUGGCUGGCAAUGAUGGCAUGUUCAAUAUCGGUGUUUGUUUUAGAUGGCAACAUGACUGUGUUUUACUUGUUUAUACGAGAGAUAUUCAACUGGUCCGUCAAGGAGUUUACCACGUUCGAGACAAUCAGCAUGUUCGUGACCACCAUUGGCAACAUAAUGGGUAUUAUCGUAUUGAAAAGGUUGCUGAAACUUUCUAUUGUUCACAUUGGCGCACUGGCAUUUCUCAGUGCGGCCGCUGGCAGUUGCGUUAAGGCUUUUGCUGUCACUAAGUGGUUCAUGUAUUUGGCGGUCGGUGUCAGCGCUCUGAGAGCGAUGGCGCAUCCAAUGUGUCGUACUAUUGCCUCUAACGUAUUGCCGCCAAAUGAAUUAGGAAAGUUCUUCUCUUUCUACAGUGUUCUACAGGCUUUUCUACCAUUCAUUGCCUCACCGAUUUAUGCAGGCAUUUAUAGCAUCACACUCACGAGUUUUCCGGGUUUUUACAAUUUGUUAAAUGCCAAUCUGUUCAUAAUUGCCAUUUGCUUUCUGCUCGUGAUCUUGCGCAAGAAGCGUGCCUAUCCGACACGUUACCAAGAACGUCUCUAAAAUAACGGUGUGAUCAUUGUCAUAUCGCAGCGGAAACUACUUUUUUUACUUGAAUAAUUAAAUAUUAAGUAAUUAUAUAUGGCAUUAUUGCAUGUUUAAUUAAAUCACUUUUCUACUAAGUGUUUUCUAGUUAAGUUAUAUAAAUGUACAUACAUAUAUA